AUGGACCUCGACGCGCUGCGCGCGCGCGACUCCGAGCUGCAGCGCAAGGCCGACGAGCUGGUCGCGCAGGCGGAGCGCGCGCUGAAGGAGGAGGAGGGCCGCGCUGCUGAGGCCCCGCACGACGAUGAUCUCUCCGCGCCCGACCAGGUGCUCAUGGGGACCCUGAGCAGCUCGCUCGGCGACGUUCCGACGCCGACGGCGGACGCGCACCCCUCGGAGCCCGCGCACACGGACCCCGAGCCGUCCACGGCACAAAGCACGCCGGCCGCCCCGGCGCGCACCGCGUCGCGCAACGCCGGCGCCAGCCGCGGAGAGACGGCCAUCCCCAAGCCACGGACGAGCGGCUCGGCGGCGGCCCCCCGCGCGCCCCCCGCGCGCACGACCAGUCAGACCCGCGCCGGCGCUGACUCAGCGGCGCACCCGGAGCUCGAGGUGCCCGGGAACGACCACGCGACGCUGCGGCUGUACCGCGCGAAGGUCGCGGCGCUGGAGAGCGAGCUCGCGCAGGCCAAGGCCGCCGCGCUCGACGAGAGGAAGCGCGCGAACGACGCGGUGAGGGAGGCGAAGGCGCUCAAAGCAGAGGUGGCAUCUUUUGAACAGGCGAAACGCGCGCUCGAGGCGCAGAUCGCGCGGGCGAACAAGGCCGCGAGCGAGGCGCGCAAGGAGGCCGAGGAUCGCGGGCGGCAGCUCGUCGAGGCGGCGCGCGAGGGCCAGCUGGCGGACCAGAGCAAGCGGGCGGUCGAGGCCGAGGCGCGCGGGCGCGACGUGCGGCUGAACAGGGCGCUCGAGGAGGUCGAGCGGCUGCGCGCGGCGCUGGAGAGCGUGCAGAGCCAGGGGAAGGCGCAGAAGGACGUCACGCGGGCCGAAUACAACCGCGUGGUUGCCGAGAACAAGAAAGUCGAACGGCAGAAGCAGGAGCUGCUGGUGGCGUUCCGGAAGCAGAUGGCGCUGAUCGACAUACUGAAGAGGCAGAAGGUGCACCUGGAGGCGGCGCGGCUGCUGGCGUUCACCGAGGAGGAGUUCGUGCGCGCCCUGGACGGCGGCGCUGCGUCGAUGGCGGCGGUGGCGGGCGGGCCGGCGGCCGGGAGGGGCCGCGUGUGA
This is a messenger RNA of Pedinophyceae sp. YPF-701, 1101 nucleotides long. NCBI's taxonomy places the organism in Eukaryota, Viridiplantae, Chlorophyta, Pedinophyceae. The record is from the annotation of a GenBank genome assembly.